UGUUUGAUCCUGUCUUCUCUGAGCCUCCCCUUCUUCCACAGUCCCCAAUCCAUGUGCUGAUAGAACAGAGUCUUGGGGGCAAGCUGCACAUGCUCAGUUUAGUGUGUUUUUUUUUUUCCAUGAGAGUGCAUGUGAUCAGCACAGGGCCAAUCAGCACUGUCCAGAUAGAGAGUCAGGGGUUAUGCAGCCUCAUAGGACAAUCAGAGGAGAAUAAAAACUCCUCCUACAUGCUUUAACCACUGCUCUGCUGGACACUGAUAGAAGUCAAAGACUGCUCUAACUGUUGAUGAGGAAAGGUAUUCAGCAGUUUAUAUUUACUAA
Messenger RNA from Staurois parvus, 321 nucleotides. The record is from the annotation of a GenBank genome assembly. NCBI's taxonomy places the organism in Eukaryota, Metazoa, Chordata, Amphibia, Anura, Ranidae.